Molecule: messenger RNA, 768 nt
Organism: Psilocybe cubensis
Lineage: Eukaryota; Fungi; Basidiomycota; Agaricomycetes; Agaricales; Agrocybaceae
Exons: 2
Coding region: 1-768 (255 amino acids)
Source: RefSeq, a predicted model, not a curated record
AUGACAUUAUGUCCUAUUCUCGAUUUCGCUAACCACACGACGAAACCUCCUUACACAAUACCAGAGCCAACGAGGGCAGAACUUUGGGACACAGGCCCAUCAGCCAGCAGAAAAUUCGGAGAUAAUUUUGUGCUUCUAUCACCGUCCGAUGUUACUGGUCAAACGGAAGAAUUAUACCUGCGAUAUGGAUUGCAUUCCAACGCAACACUCUUUUCCGAGUACGGAUUUGUUAGCCAUCUACAUGCCACAGAGCAGGAUGACGAUACCCCUGGAGGUCAGAUUGACUUAGAAGGAGUGAUAGAAGAUCUAUUUUCCAGGCGAGGUGAUGUAGGCUCGUGGAUGAAGGACCUCCUGGUCGAGGAAGGAUACUGGGGCGAUUGGACACUGCAUUCUUCGCCUGCUCCUGCGCACCCUUCAUAUCGACUAAUAACAGCCUUGAGGCUGUAUGAUCUUUUGCCAACAACGACCGCACGGAUACCUUCAAAUGUUGAUGCUUUGCUUCAAGUUUGGCGAGACACUAUUCAUGGAAGAAGAUACAUUAUUUCGGAAGAGAAUGAACUCAACUGGAGGGAGACUCUCAAAAUGAUUUGUACAUGCAUAGUUAAUGACGCUGUAGAAGGGCUUUCCAAAACAGCCGCGAUUGACAUAACGGAUGGUUCUCCUGAAUGGUUGGCGUCUUCUCGGUCGUUUAUAACGAAGUUGUGGCAAGAAGAGAUCGAUGUAUCGACAUCUGUGAUUGAGAGUGUCGAUCGAAGAGAAGAGUUCUGA